Molecule: messenger RNA, 3138 nt
Organism: Parasteatoda tepidariorum (common house spider)
Lineage: Eukaryota; Metazoa; Arthropoda; Arachnida; Araneae; Theridiidae
Biological process (GO): neuron differentiation; positive regulation of transcription by RNA polymerase II; brain development
Cellular component (GO): nucleus
Molecular function (GO): DNA-binding transcription activator activity, RNA polymerase II-specific; RNA polymerase II cis-regulatory region sequence-specific DNA binding
Source: RefSeq, a predicted model, not a curated record
UUUCUCCCGUCCAUUGAUGGCCAUCAAAGCGUGUAACUGCGUUGUUAACUUCGCCACGCUCUUUUGAACUCCUUUCAUCGCAUGACGUUUCGACUUUUUUUUUUCAAUUCUACCUUUCCUCAGAGCUAUUUCGGGAUUGGUCCACACUUCAUCGACUCAGAACUUAAAACAAAAGACCAUUACUUCAACGCAUCUCUCAUUGGCUCUCUGCAAACUCUCCGAGAAUCCUCUUUCAGCAUCUCUCCCCUUUUACGACAAUCAAGGUGCGAACACAAUUCAAUAAAAGCUCUGUAUACUCAAUGCAAACUACAAAGAUCUUUCAUCCAAAAACUGCCGUAAUACUCUUUCUUUGUUGUCUAUUAUCCGACUUUGGUGGAUAAAUAUAAAAGAGAUAACAGCAGAUUAGAGUUUCGUAAAUAAACGGGGAAAGAAAGAAAAGAUUUUUUCGACCGGUGCACCUAUUGUGGAACUGUGGAGGGAAGCAGAUGGUUUGAUUCCACCAAUAGGAGGAGGGCGUGACGGAGAAAUAGACCAAUGAGAAUUUGUGUGGGAAUUCGCAAGAUGCGAGCAUUCCCUCCCUUUUGAAUGUAUCCCCCGUGUAUCUAUCUGAAGAACAUCGUGGGGAAAUCGGAAAAGUCAAAAGAGACUGAUCCGGCUCCGGGGAAACACGUGGGAAAUUGUGUCUCCACUGUUGAUCGAACUUGAUUGCGAAAACUUUGCGAACUGGAUUUGUUUGAACUCUUUCCAGAUUGUUUGCUUGAGCUUGAAUGACAAUUGAACUUAAUUGAUUGAUUGUUUUUGCAACACUAUAUCAAAACGGACAUACAUUUAAUUCAGUGUUUCAUUCCUCAACUUUUGUUCGAGCAAAGUUUUCAACCGAUAUUUCACACUUCUUCAGAUUUCUCUGAAAAUUGAAUUGUUGAUUUUUAAUAUUGGAUGAAUAAUCUAUUCAAAAUGGGUCAAAUUACAGUUGUGAAGUAGAAGAAAACAGCACUGGUUCGUAUUCAAGCACUAAAAUAUAUUGCCUAAUAUGUCUAAAGACUGUUAGACGUCUAUUGCUUUUUCUCGUCUACUGCAAAGCAAAAAUAUCUUUUAUUGAACGAUGUCUUGCAAAAACACUGGCGAUCACGUUAAGAGGCCAAUGAACGCUUUCAUGGUAUGGUCUCGUGGACAGCGACGCAAACUUGCGCAAGAAAAUCCAAAGAUGCACAAUUCAGAAAUAUCUAAACGCUUAGGAGCUGAAUGGAAGCUCCUAUCUGAAGCUGAGAAACGCCCUUUUAUUGAUGAAGCAAAGAGACUGAGAGCUCUGCACAUGAAAGAGCAUCCUGAUUAUAAAUACCGGCCCAGAAGGAAACCAAAACCGUUGGUAAAGAAAGAGUCACCCUAUCUUCCCAUGGGUAUGACUCAUUCCUUUCCACCUCCUCUUGAACCUCUAACAUCCCGGUACCCACAUCUUGCGCAUCAUGCUUUAGAAAGUGAGAAGGCAGUGACCGCUAGAACUUUUCCACUCGCCCCCUUACCUUACGUUUAUAGCUCCAUGGACAGUGGCUUGAGCAAGAUUCGAUCCGAUCUUGGAUUAGUGAAACAUAGGGACUUGACCGAGGGACCUAUGGUGCCUCCACCUCCUCCUACAACUCUGUACAGCACAGCUAGUUCCCUACUGACUUCGUUGUCGCAGUCACAUGCUGCCGCUUUCGGACCACCCUAUAGCCUAUGUGGCUGUGGACCUCCGACGUACUUUCCCACACCAGGGCCUUUGCCCUCCCAUCACGAACUUAGACCUCCCUUUACGUACCUAUUUGUGAAGCCAGAAGAUAGAUAUCACCGGCAUUCUAGUCCCCCAACAUUGCCACCAAGUCCUAUAGUAUAGUGGUAAAUAUGAUGACUUUUUUUUUCUGUGACUAAUAACUUAUUAGACCUCUUUCUUUCCUUGUUAUUUUCUAGACAUUAGAAAAUGAGGUUGUUUUUGUGAUUGAAUGAGUAAUAAGCAAGCACCGCAGUAGAUUUAUUCAUUAUUGUUUAUAUUUUUUUUAAUCAUUCUUUAACCUUUUGCUUACGGUGCACCGUGUUGUAUCAUCACAUGUGGUCCACAUGUUGUACCAGCCGUAAGAAAAAGGUUAAAAUUUAUAAAAUGUCUUGUACUUAAAAUAGAAAUAUGCCUGAAACCUUAAAGUUCUUAUAUAGAUGUUCACUUGAUAGCUGCUUACAUUUGUAUUCAUAUAUCACAGUAAUCACAUGUACUUGAUUAGAGUAAAAAAAGAGAAAAAAAUUGAGAAUUACGAGCUUAACUCUAUUUGGUUUUAUUUAUUUGAUUCAAACUAAAGCUCCUCUGGAUAUUUUAAAUAUUGUCUUAUCUGAACUUUUAUAAAUGUUUGUUUCAAAAUAAUAUAUUCCAUUGAAUAAAGGAUAAUUGUGUGAUCAAUUUUGCUAGAUAGAUGCGAAAUACUGAAAAUAGUUAAUUAUAAAAAAGCAAUUUAAUGAUCAUUUUUAAAUAUUGUAUUGAUAAAUAUAUUUAUUUUUAUUAAUAAAAAUGAUAAUUAUAAAGUUUUAAGCUUCUUGUAUUUUCAAAAUGUAUUCAAAGAUUAUAAUUCAUUAUAGACUCAGAAGCUGUAAUUUUUUCAGCAGUAUAAACUGCAUGUAUUUUUUCAUUCAUUAUUUCAAUAAUAGAAGUAUACAUUCAUUUUUCAAAUUAUAUGAUUAUCAUAAUAAUUUGAACUCUAAUUCUUUCUUAAAAAUUUUAAUGAUUCAAGUUUUAGUUUAAUGAUUCAAGUGCGAAACUUGACUUGUGUACUUAAAAUACUUGAAAAUCCUUAAUUGUUUCUUCAUUUUUUUCAAAUCUUGAAUUAUUUUAACAUUAUUUUUUUUUUUUGUAAUUCUGGAAGCAGUUAAAUCAAGGAGAUAUUUUUCAAAGGAAAAGUACACGGAGAAAAAAAUUUUGGUCAAAUUAUUGUGCUAUAUAAUAAUGGCAUUUCUGGUUAAAAAAAAUGUAUAUAUACGUAUAUUGGUAAUAAAAUCCAAACUAUACGGUAUUUAUACCAUUUCCAUGCAUAUCCAUUUAUCAAAAAUCCUAGUUUUCAAAAUUAUAAUUUUUAAUAACUCACAUUUAUCAAGAAAUACAAAACUGAAAAGUAAACCUAA